This is a messenger RNA of Tuber aestivum (summer truffle), 1518 nucleotides long. The record is from the annotation of a GenBank genome assembly. Lineage: Eukaryota; Fungi; Ascomycota; Pezizomycetes; Pezizales; Tuberaceae.
GAAAAACGCGCUAUUGCGGUUAACGGACAAAUUCCGAUGCCAACAUUAACUUUUACCGAAGGUGAUAUUGCCGAAAUUUAUGUACAUAACGAUUUAAAAAAAGAAAAUACUGCACUGCAUUGGCACGGUCUAUUUCUGCCAAAUAAAGAAGAUGGUGUUCCGUAUUUAACGCAAAUGCCCAUUAAACCGGGAACAACGCACAAAUAUACUUUCCCAAUUAUCCAAAACGGAACCUAUUGGUAUCAUAGCCAUUCGGGAUUACAGGAACAAAUUGGUUUAUACGGACUUUUCAUCAUUAAUAAAAAGAAAGACGAUUCGACUUUUAGAAAAGGAAUCGACGAUUUACCAACCGUUCCCGUUAUUUUAAGCGAAUGGACCGAUCUAAAACCAGAGAACGUGCAGCGAAUGCUUCAUAAUGCGAAUGAUUGGUUUGCCAUAAAAAAAGGCACAACUCAAAGUUAUGCCGAGGCAAUUAAAAAAGGUCAGUUUUCGACCAAAGUCACCAACGAAUGGAAACGUAUGAAUGCCAUGGACGUGAGUGAUGUUUAUUACGAAAAGUUCCUGAUUAACGGAAAAAAUGAAGAUCAGCUUUCGCAGUUUAAAGCAGGUGAUAAAGUUAGAUUGCGAAUUGCCAACGGAGGCGCUUCGAGUUAUUUCUGGCUGACGUAUGGCGGCGGAAAAAUAACGGUUGUGGCCAGCGAUGGAAACGACGUUGAACCUGUAGAAGUCGACCGUUUGAUUAUUGCCGUUUCUGAAACUUAUGAUGUGGUGGUUACGAUUCCUGAAGAUAAAAAAUCUUUUGCUUUUUUGGCUACAGCCGAAGACAGAACCGGAUCUGCUUCUUUGUUUUUAGGUGAAGGAACCAAACAGUCUGUUUCUCAUCUUCCUAAAUUAAAAUAUUUUGAAGGGAUGAAAAUGAUGAACGACAUGAUGAAGAUGAACGGAGAAAUGAAUGAUAUGGGGAUGAAAAUGUCUCUCAAUAAAAUGGAUAUGAAUGCCGUAAUGUAUCCUGAAAUUUCUGGUGAAGAUGCAUCUGUAAAACCUGAAGAUCAUUCGAUGCAUAAUAUGGAAGGUAUGAAAAUAGAUGACAUGAAAAUCUCGAGCGAUACUACAGAAGUUGCCGAGAUUACGACUUUGAAUUAUGGAAUGCUAAAAUCUCCAACCAAAACAACAUUGCCAAAAGAUGCUCCGGUAAAAGAAUUACGUUUUGAAUUGUCCGGAAAUAUGAACCGUUAUGUCUGGAGUUUAGACAAUAAAGUGAUUUCUGAAACGGAUAAAAUCUUAAUUAAAAAAGGAGAAAACGUUCGUAUUGUUUUGUACAACGGAUCGAUGAUGCGCCACCCAAUGCAUUUACACGGACAUGAUUUCAGGAUUAUAAACGAGCAUGGCGAUUAUUCUCCGCUAAAAAAUGUAAUUGAUAUUAUGCCAAUGGAAACCGAUAUCAUCGAAUUCCAGGCAAAUGCCGAUGGCGAUUGGUUUUUCCACUGUCAUAUCUUAUAUCAUAUGAUGGCGGGAAUG